Cherax quadricarinatus is the source of this 4130-nucleotide messenger RNA. It is a transcript of the gene Rab14, whose product is annotated as RAS oncogene family member Rab14. Lineage: Eukaryota; Metazoa; Arthropoda; Malacostraca; Decapoda; Parastacidae. Gene Ontology annotation, biological process: defense response to bacterium; Golgi to endosome transport; phagosome maturation. Gene Ontology annotation, cellular component: phagocytic vesicle; Golgi apparatus; recycling endosome. The record is from RefSeq and is a predicted model, not a curated record. Gene Ontology annotation, molecular function: GTP binding; GTPase activity.
UGUAAUGCGGAGUGGAGAACAAAGGCUUAUCGAUUACCCCCGCCAUGACAAGUUUACUAAUCGCCAUAUUGCAGAAGACUUGAUUGUUAUGAAUUAGGCUGGACUAUCGAUUUACCUCCUUGAGAUCAUAGAUAUUGGGUUACAAUGUCUGCGGGUCCGUACAAUUAUUCGUAUAUCUUCAAAUACAUCAUCAUUGGUGACAUGGGUGUGGGGAAGUCAUGUCUUCUCCACCAGUUCACAGAAAAGAAAUUUAUGGCAGAUUGUCCACACACAAUUGGUGUAGAAUUUGGUACUCGAAUCAUUGAAGUAGCGGGACAAAAGAUUAAGUUACAGAUAUGGGACACAGCAGGACAAGAACGCUUCAGAGCAGUAACAAGAUCGUAUUACCGAGGUGCUGCAGGAGCGUUAAUGGUGUAUGACAUCACUAGGAGAUCUACCUACAAUCAUCUUAGUUCUUGGUUGACAGAUGCACGCAAUCUUACCAAUCCUAAUACUGUAAUUUUCCUUAUUGGAAACAAGGCUGAUUUAGAUGCACAGAGAGAUGUUACAUAUGAAGAAGCUAAGCAGUUUGCUGAAGAGAAUGGCUUGAUGUUUGUUGAAGCGAGUGCGAAAACAGGUGAAAAUGUUGAAGAAGCUUUCUUGGAGACAGCAAAGAAGAUAUAUCAAAAUAUUCAAGAUGGCAGUUUGGACCUGAAUGCAGCAGAAUCAGGUGUACAGCACAAGCCAACACAGCCAGGUAGAACAAACCUGAGUAGUGAUGCGCAAUCCAAUCGUGAUAACUGCUCCUGCUAAACUUUGCUGUUAUUCUGGUCUUUGUGUGGUUUGUGUAGAUUUGCUGGACUAAAUAAAGGAUUUUGACUGAGGAGAAAACUUUUGUUGAUAUGAGAGAGAGCAAGGUAUUGUAUGUCAUUGAAGGAAUACCAAAACUUUUUUUGGUCUUUGGAUUUUUUUGUUUAUAUAUACAAUAUAUUGAAUAAGAUUUUGGACAUUUCAUAUAAAUCCAAGAACACUUUAUUAACAUACAGAUGCAUGUACUGUGUAGGAAAAUAUUGAUAGAAGGAUACUCAUUGAAAGUAAUUAACAAAUGGCUAAAAGUCAAAUGUUUUAUUGGGCAUACAUUUAUGACUAACAUUAGAUGUGCUCAUUGUUGUAAACAAGAUUGUGACCCUUUUAGAUGUUGUAAAAGAAAAAUUUAUGCAUUUAAAUGGGUAAAUAGUUCUUGAGCCUUUACACUGAUGAGAGUUGUGUAAAUGUCAUUUAGCCUAUGGAUUCUGGCAAAGUAAUAAAGUUUGGAAAUUAAUCACUAAAACAGAAAAGCAACGUAGAUUAGUGGAAGGGUCUAAUGUCAUCAAAAUAUGCUGUGCAAAAAAGAUUAACACAAGUAUAAGAAAUAUGCUGUUAAUAGACAUUAUCUUUUUAAAAGGCUUAUGUAAAGUGGAGAAAAAUAUUUUUAUAAUCUGAAUGGCUACAUAUCUUCAUGUACCAUAGCAUUUAAAAAUAGCAAAAAGGAGGGCAGUGAUAAAGUAGAUGUUCCAAUUUGAAAUUUACUGUAACCUAGUGGCAUCACAUAGAUGUGGAAAUAGAUGAUCAAACACCGGUUGGUAUUAAUAAUUAUUUGCCCUAAGGAAUUGUGGACAUUGCUUGGAAAUAAUUUAAUAUACUCUUAUUAAGUAAAUUUUUACUGUACGACAGUUCUGUACCAUAAUACAACCUACAGUAAUACUUUAACAUACCCGUCCCUUGCAAUUUACGGGGCUUAAGACUUGUUAACUUAACAUUAAGAAGGAUAGAGUUGCAUUCCCCCAGCAGGCACACAACCUUGCUUUGGCAUUUUAACUGAAAUAAUAAUGUACACCAGUAAUAAUGAACCUUGACUUGGCUGAAAAUGUAUACAGUACUUGCAACAUGAUACUGUCGUCUGAAUUAAUUCAAAUUUUUUAAUUGAGUUAUUUAUAAUUAGUUUAAUACAGUAUACAUAGGAUAUUUUCUACAGGAAUAGUUCAGGAAGAAUGUUUUUAAAUGGGCUUAUUUUUGGUUGAAGCACUUCAAGAAUGCUUUGGGAUUUCCUUAAUGGAAAAAUAUAAUACAUGUACAUAUAUUGUACUGCUUGAGCAAGUGUUUGAAGCAAAGAUUGUUGCCAAAACAGAACCAGCCUUUAAUUGUUUUAUAUAUUUUGGCACUUUCCCAUAAUGCCCACGCUGCACAAUAUCCCACACUAUACAAAGAUCACCCAUAAAUUCUCUUGACUAGCACCAUAACCUGAGCCCCUGCACUAGCUAUUCAAGCACAGAUUGCAAACCAGAGCUAGUAAACAAAGCUUGGUAUAGAAAAAUAUACUGUCCUGCAGAUGAACAAAUUACCCUUGAAAAUCCCAUGGAUUGCAAAUUGAAGAGUAUACAGAUACUGUACCUUAAAUUAGUUAACAAUGUAUUGCAAGAGUAUAAAUACCACAAUAUUUUUCUUGAAAUUGAGUGGUGGCAAAAUGUAUGCUGCAUUUAUGCAUGGCAACCAGAUACAGUAUAAUUUUUUUAAGAAUGACUACUAAACUAAAAUUUAAGAAUUUACUGUAUGAACAACUAAAAUUUAAUUGAUUUAUUGGAUGAACUACUGAAGUUUGAAGUCUUGUAAUUACCUAAUAGCUGUUCUUUUUAAGGAAAUUUAUACUUUAUUUUGGCUUGUGUCAGCUAAGACUUAACAGCAGAAUGUAAUUUUGUGUGCUAAUUUGUAAAUAUUGUAUAUCUACAAAACACUGUAUUUUAACUUUUUAGUCAUGUCUGUACUUCAUAAGUGACAAUUACAAUAUACUUAUUUGUUUUCAUAUUUUUCACAGCAAAAGAAUUUUUAUGAAAAUAACGAAUUUGUCAAAUUAGAAAAUAAACUGAUUGGAAUAUGGUUACAAUAAAAGUAUCUUGAUGUCUUUCACAGUAUUCUCCAGAAUUCCGAAGAGCACAUAAAUUACUUCUUAGACUAUCAUUAAAUUUUGAAAUCCUAUUUAAUGAGAGGACCCAUGUGGGUUUAGUGCUUAGUUAUGAUUAUAAUAUUUAAUAGACAUGAUGGGCAGAGUCCGUCCGAAGGUCAUCAGUCAACUGAAUUAAUAGAAGAAAUGUAGCAAUUGCCACCUAUUUUGUACCAGAGGUACUACUAUGUGGGUUAUAUAGGUUUAGCACUUCUUUUUUUUUUAUUAUAAUAUGUGGGUUAUAAACAUGAAUUCAUUUCUGUCCUGAGUAGUUAGUUAGCAUUAUCUCUAGUUACAGUAUCACAGCUCUUAAUUGUUUACCACCUUAUACCCUUUGGCUUAUCAGUUCAAAAACUACAAGGUAGUUGCAGUCACCCUAUUUGUAGCUGCAGGAGCAAAGCUAUGCUUAGGGGUGUUCUGUUUUUAUUGUAUAAUUUACUAUCAUGUAUACUUUUUAAAAUUCCAGUGGGUGUAGCACUAGUUACAGUGGAACUCCCGUAUCCGCGAUUUCAGUUAUUUGCUGUUUGCCAUGGCCCAAGAGUAACCCUUAAUGGCCUCAUAGCACAAAAGUAUGAGGGUAGAAGUUCUUCAAAGCCUAAGAGAAGCUGUGGAGUGCUUCCCAUCAGUGAAAAAGUGAUAAUUCUCCACUUAUUGUGCAUAAUUUAUUAAACUUUAUAAUAGGUAGGUAAAUGAAAAAUGACUUGUAUAUAGGGUUCGCUAUUAUCCGCAGUUUCAGCAUCCGCAGCAGGUCCUUGUAACGUGUCCCUGAUACUGGGGUCCUACUGUAUAUACUGCUUGUAUCGUAUUACUUUGUUCUACCGAGAGGCCACCAUUUUCUUUGUUUACAAGUGUGACCUCUAGCUCUCCCUGUCGAUGGUGCUAAGUCGUCUAUAUCUGUUCGUUUGCAUCGUUUAUGACCUUAUAAGUGGUUAUCAUGCCCCCUUUUUCCUCAUAACAGCAAAGAAGGGCAUGUGUGAAAUCUCAUUGACAAAAUCUGCCCUUUAUUAAGGGAUCUGUGUAACCCUUAGAUCAUAUUUUAUUGAAUAUUAGUGGAAUUAGAUUCCCUUAGAAAAAUGGUAUGAUGUUGGGGGUUAUAAAUUUGUUUUGUCAAUUUAUCUUAUUUAACGUGAAGUGUUAUGACUGCAAAUUGGAAUAAAUUUUGUAUAGGUGGCAA